UAGUGUAGGCUAUCAUGUCUAAAGGGGAAUGUUCAUACAAUGAGGCUCUGUGUAGGAGCUCCACUAUUGCCUCGGUGCACUACACGGACAAACGAUUGUCAAUGGACUAUUUGCGACGGAUUUCAAUCGGUUUCUGCAACGGCUCCCUGCGUUUAGACUGCGUGCUUUUUUGACUUGUAAUUUGCAACCAGAUUCCUCUUAUCCGGAUGGAGAGAGAAAGACAGAGAGUGAAAGGACUCAUUUCCAAACAAAAAUGCCGUGAGUCUUGAAGUUAAGUGGAUUUUGUGUCUUUGUCGAUUCACCUAAUUUGGCGACCAGUCUCUCACUUUGAAUUUUUAGUUGGCAGUCUCACUCUCUUUUGACUAUUUCAAAGGAGGUGGACAUUAGAGAUAAAGUAAGAUGACAGUGUGGCGGGGAUGUAUCCAUCGGUGAAACUGAAGUUGUGCGUGCUAUGGUUUUGAAUCAUCCAAGGGUUUUAUAUUGAAUAUUAUUCAUCUGUGAGCAGAGGUCGAGUGGUUAAGCAAGAGCGGAUUCAUUCCAGCUGUGAAUCCCUGAGCCUUUUAUGUUUGUAAAUCAUUCCAGUAUUAAUUAUAAGCUGACAUAGCACCCCUGAGGAAGAAAUCACUAAUCAAAUUAUCUAACACUGGGACUUUAUAAUGUCUCUGUGGUGCCCAGUCUGAGUUUAUAGUGACCUUAUCUCACUUAACAGGAUUUUUUUUUUUUUUUUUUUUGACACCAUAACAUUUACCGUCAGUUAAUUGUGAUAUAUCCUUCAUAUAUCAUAGGCUACGUCGUCUCUUUAUCUCGAGUGACUUUGUGCGUGCAGUCUACUAUUUUUCUUUUCCACAUGGGAUCAUAGCUGAGUCCAUACGUCUUGUUUUCUUCCAUGCUCUACUGUGGUCCAUCAAAAGCUCCGUGGACCUCAGUCUCUAUAAACUUGCCGGGGACCUGCGGGCAUGGGAGAAGCGACCCCAGCUCAGUCCGCUGCAGGGGCAUUCGUACCCAUGUUGGGUGUUGGUUUAGGAUCUAUGUCCGGUGUGGUUGGCAACGGCCCGGUGGUGGCCACCUCCAGAGGCUCCGCGGUGCCACAGCUGCACAACGCCAUAGUGGAGCGUUUGCGCGCCCGCAUAGAGCUGUGCAGAAGGCACCACUCCACCUGCGAGAACCGCUACCAAAGGGGUCAGGCCGAGACCUCGGACCGAGAGCACGAGAGUACGCUUCACCUUCUUAACAUAGUCCACCAAGGGCCUGGGAACCGAAAGGCCAAGGUCAGCCGGGGCUCGACCCAGCAACCUCCAGAGUACAGCAGCAGGGCCAACGGAGAGCAGAAGGGCUCAGAGGGCGACCAGAAGAUUUCCACACGCAUAGCGCUUCAAGGAUCUUUGCGCAGGAAGAUCGAGGGACAUGCACCAGGACAUGCGCCAAAGCAGAAUGGCCUCUCGUGUGGCUUCUCUGGAUCAGACUUUAAGCGAGUCCGUGUGGACACCGGUGGUCUGGGACAUGGGUCAUGUAACCAUAACUUAACCCAGUCUCAUUCUCUGCAAGGGUCCUCAACCAUGGGCAUGCAGAGGAAGAAUUACAUGAUGCCCCAUGGAGUGGGGUCAGACAUAUUCAGUAUGACCCUGAAAGAAAUGAAAAAAGAGCCUUCUGAGGUUCAGUCUUGUGGCCAGUCAAAUGCAGAGAUGAUUUUUGACUUCAAAGAUGAAGGUGGUGGACAGAUCGACCCAGAGCUCCAGGAUCUGUUUGAUGAGCUGACAAAGACAGUGCCCCCGCUGAACGAUCUGGACUUUGAGAAGAUGCUGAAGCAGGAUGAUACGUUCGGUUUGGAUCUAGGUCGGCCAAGCUCUGCAGGAGCAGCAGCCAGUUUGUGUUCCCCAAUGGAGAAGCCGAUAAAGACGGAGCACUCCCCAGAUUUUGGCCACGUUCACGGUGGCUCACCACAGCUUCGACCAGCCUCAGCAGGGCCCUCUUUCACAUUGACCAGCACCUCUUCUACCACCACGUCGCAGAAAGCUAACACUCAGACAGGACACCCGAGAGGCAUGUCUUGCUGGCCAGAAAUAUCCCACGCAGAGCAGCUUAAGCAGAUGGCAGCAAACCAGCAACAGCCAAGCUCUCUGCUCCAUCACCACCACCAAACACCACCUGCAGGAUUGACCAGCUGGGUCACUGCCAUGAGUACCCACUCUACCACCAGCUCCUUCCCCCAGGACAAGGUCUCCACCCCAGCCCCGCCUAGCCAGCAGAGAAUUGGCUCCCAGAGUAAAGGGAUCAACAACUGCCUCUUCAAGUCAAAUGGCCACAAUGGUUCCCAUCAUUUGGACAUGAAGGUUCUCAGCACCAAGCCCACGUUGCACUUCAGCCCCAAAGCACCCCAUUCUGCCAGCCAGCAGAUGCCUAUGAUGGCAAGUUCAGUGAGCAAGACUUCAACCCAGCAGCAGCAACAACAUUCACCAUCAACUGGCCAGAAUCAGCCACAUUCAGCUCUCCACUUCCAAAACCAACAGAUCUCCACGUCAGCGGCUCUUUGCCUGGAGCCCAAGUCUGUUCCCCUGCAUGGAGCAGGGCUGCCAUUCAAACUGUCACAACAGCAACAGCGACAGGGUGUUCCUCCUGGUCCGAGGCUGCCCACUAACGGAAACUUAGGGGUCAUGUCAACCCAGUCGCAGCCACGACCCCCAGCACCCAACAGCCAGCAGAAAGGCCCAGUCAAAACUCAGGCUAUGCAGAGACAACUUAACCAACAACAGCACACCAUCAGCAAUUCAGACAAAGACAAUACACAUGAUCAGUUCAGUCGUCAUCUCACAAGACCACCACCUGAUUACAAGCAGUCAAGAAGUAUGGUGGGAGUUCAGCAAGGAAACAUCUUCACAGGUCAAAACUCCUCCCAAUCUUCCAGCAAUGGCCCUGAGAGUGACCUACAGUCCAUGUCUUGUCACCUCCCAAGUGCGUCUGGUUCAAAGAUUAGUCCUUCACCAUUAGACCGCAGAUUUGGUAUCGGGACAGACUGUCAUCCGAGUUCUUGUAUUGGCCAAUUCCAGCAGCAUAAUGAUCAGAAUCGAAUCGGACUAAAUCAAAAUAAACCUAGGUUCCUAGGGCCAAACACGCAAAGAAAUUCUUUUGGGAUGAACAAUGUAGCAGGUGUACAACACCCAAGAACAACAGCUGACCUACAUUCCUCUGGGGUACCAGGACAGGGUCUCGGAGGCUUAUUGACAAAUGUCAACAUGGGCUGGGGCUCAGCCAACAAGCAAGUGACAACUGGACUCGGUAUUAGGCGCCUACCCAACCCACUACAGUCUCAGGGUGCGCAGCUGGACAUGCCAAACCAUCCGUACCAACAGAGGCACAUCGGCCCUCCCAAUCAGGUAGCACCAGAUAUCAGGAUGCUCCCUCUUAACCCCUCAAUAAGAGACACAGGUCCAAGACCGAGCCAGUCAAUGCUAGGCUCUCCAUCAGCAGGGGGAAACCUGAACCAAUCUUCUCCUGAACAGAGGGUACCAGCAGGCAACUUUGCAGAGGCCAGUCCCAGUUCUAGCAGCUACCAGAAUAAUCGGGCCAACCGUCUGACCUUUGACUUCCUCCCAGAGGGAGACAACACAGUUCCAGGGAUCAACACAGACUCAGACUUCAUAGACUCUCUGCUCAAGUCUGGCUCUGGGAAUGAUGACUGGAUGAAAGAUAUAAAUCUGGAUGAGAUUCUGGGCAGUCACUCGUGAAAUUGUUUCACACAUUAGUAAAAAUUGACCUGCAGCUCAAAUUAUAGAGGGUAUAGAUGUGAGGUGUAAGGGGUAACAUUUGUAAAUAAUGUUUAAAUGGAAUUUUAUAAACCCAUAUUAUUUGUUUUCCAAGUAUACUGUAAUGUUUUGUAUUGUAUUUACUGUGAAAGGAAUUUGUGUUCCGUCCUGUACUCGGCAUAUUUUAUUCCUGGUAUAUUGGCCAAGAAAAUGCUUUUCUUUACAGUCACUGUUUUUGUGAUCUGUUUGUCAUAUUCAUGCUGUAGUGCUGUCGUAUAGGAUAAAAUACCAAAUUCACACUGUGAAAAGAAAACAUUGCUGUGUUGCUUUCAAGUUCAUCUUGGUAUUCAAAGCUAAGUUUCUAAAUCUGCAUCCACUAUUUAGCAUGAUAUGGUAUUUACCUGCAGAUGGUUUGCUACCAUACGCAGAAAAUCUUGCCACAACAAAUGUUUUCUUACUCAUUGUUCAAGCUUUUUCAUCUGUGGUAGUUUUGGAUGUGAUUUAAAUAAUGUAACCAUUCAUUUUGUGAUAUUUAAUAAAUAUUGGGAUAGUAAUGAGACAUUAUAAUACAUGUAAUUAAUAAAACUGAUUU
Molecule: messenger RNA, 4332 nt
Organism: Thunnus maccoyii (southern bluefin tuna)
Lineage: Eukaryota; Metazoa; Chordata; Actinopteri; Scombriformes; Scombridae
Product: mastermind-like protein 2
Exons: 5
Coding region: 957-3722 (921 amino acids)
Biological process (GO): Notch signaling pathway; positive regulation of transcription of Notch receptor target
Cellular component (GO): nuclear speck; nucleoplasm
Molecular function (GO): transcription coactivator activity
Source: RefSeq, a predicted model, not a curated record